GUUGCGGGUACUUGAAGCCGAGACGGCCGCUUGCGCCCUCAGGGCGGGCCCCAUGGCGGAGCGGGAGCGCUGAGGCGGCGCCUUCCCGCCCAGCGCCGCCCCCUGACGGAGCGGGGAGGCCGGGCCGCGGCCAUGGCUGAGGAAGGAGCCGCCAAACUGCGCCUCAAGCCCAGGAAGGCGCCGGCAGCCUGCAGCCGGGAGCCCAGCCCUGGCUUGGAGCCCCCCCGGCGGCGCCAGGCUUUGGCUGACAGAAGUUCCUGGUUUGAAAAAGAUGAUUUAAAUGAGUGUGAAAAAACAUGGAUUUUGCUACUGAAGAACAUAAGUCAAGAUUUACAAUGCACAAGUUGGCAAGCAGUGUCCAGUUUUCCAGAGUUCUUUGGAAAGGUAGAGAGCUCUGAGAACGAGAGUCUACAAAAACAAGAAGUCUUUAAAAUUGGAAUGAAAGACUUUGAAUGGAUAUCUUUUCCAUCUUUUUGCAAGGAAGAAUUUUUAAAAACAGAGGAUCUUAGCUCCCCUCAGCUAACAGAAGGCCAAAUUGACUGUUUACCUGAGGAACAGGGCCAAGCAGAUGAACUGAAAAGUCUACCUUCUACAGCUGAGAAAACAGGCUGUGUAACUGCUACAGAUCAGGCCAAAAAUAUGGUUGGGGAGGACACACAAGGUACUUCAGAAAUGGCUGUAAAUCUUAAAUCAUGUAAAGUCACUCAGCAUAAACCUUCUACGUGCCACUUGACAUUGUCGCAAAGCGCUGCAAAAACUCUGAACUUUCAGCAGCACUGCAGAGGGACUGUACACAACAGCAAGGAAAACAGAAAACAGGAUAAGAAAGAGCAUCAAGCACAAAUGCAUCAAAGCAGUAUUUCGUUUAGUAAGGCCAAGGCUGUGGCUGCAGAAAAGAAGCCACCUCUUGUGAGCACGCCUGGAACUGAAAGCUGCAAGGAGAAGACUGCAAACCAGAGCGAAGGCUCUUUGACUCUCAACAGCUGUCCAAUGUGUCAGAUUCAGUUUAGCGCAACGAUGUCGCAAUUGGAUAUUGACAGUCAUCUCGCUAGAUGCCUGUCUGAAAGUGCCGAUGAUGUCGUGUGGUAAAGCCAGAAGGAUGAAGAGCAAACGCACAACCUGAAGAUGAACCUUUCUUGAAAGCAAAGGAAAAGUUUGUCAAGGAAACAGGUCCUUGUCUCAAACUUCUUGAAGGAUCAUAAAUCGGUAACUGAAAGGAAUGCCAAGUGCCA
Messenger RNA from Oxyura jamaicensis (ruddy duck), 1232 nucleotides. RefSeq names its product FA core complex associated protein 20 (gene FAAP20). NCBI's taxonomy places the organism in Eukaryota, Metazoa, Chordata, Aves, Anseriformes, Anatidae. Gene Ontology annotation, molecular function: ubiquitin binding. Bases 133 to 1089 code for a protein of 318 amino acids. The transcript has 4 exons. The record is from RefSeq and is a predicted model, not a curated record.